Molecule: messenger RNA, 672 nt
Organism: Cavia porcellus (domestic guinea pig)
Lineage: Eukaryota; Metazoa; Chordata; Mammalia; Rodentia; Caviidae
Product: death-associated protein 1-like
Exons: 1
Coding region: 145-384 (79 amino acids)
Biological process (GO): cellular response to amino acid starvation; negative regulation of autophagy; apoptotic signaling pathway
Molecular function (GO): death domain binding
Source: RefSeq, a predicted model, not a curated record
AUAAUAAAAUACAGCACUUCUCUUGCAGCCCAGAGGCCCUGAUUUCCAUCCCAAGUACCACAUACAAAGUGUGUUUGUGUUCGGAGGUGAACUCAUCAAGAAGAGACUAAAGCUGGACACCCGCCCGCCGUGAAGGCUGGCGGGAUGCGGAUCGUGCAGAAACACCCGCACACCGGAGACGCUAGAGAGGAGCGGGACAAGGAGGACCAGGAGUGGGAAAGCCCCAGCCCGCCCAAGCCCACCGUGUUCAUCUCCGGCGUCAUCGCCCGGGGUGACAAAGACUUCCCCCCAGCAGCCGCGCAGGUGGCUCACCAGAAGCCCCAUGCCUCCAUAGACAAGCACCCGUCCCCGCGGCCCCAGAACAUCCAGCAGCCUCGAAAGUGACCUGGUGUCACGCACCCAGGCUCCGCAGCAGCAGUGCCUGGACGGCCCGGUUCCACCACACAAUGUGGCUGGCGCUGUCUUUGGAAAACAGCUCACUGGGCGAUCUGAGGCCAAGCAGAGCCUCCCGCCUCUGUCUUGUAUUCGCAACCUCAAACUAGAAAUGGCUCCAAUCCCCAUGGUUGUGGGAGGGCCACUGAAGGGUCAGUGUGCCUCCCGAAGUGCCACCAGCAAGUUGCCAAGAUCUAAUUAAAAAGCAGCCUUUCACACACACACACACACACACACACA